Molecule: messenger RNA, 3993 nt
Organism: Parascedosporium putredinis
Lineage: Eukaryota; Fungi; Ascomycota; Sordariomycetes; Microascales; Microascaceae
Source: the annotation of a GenBank genome assembly
AUGGACGUUGACGACACCGUGACUGCGCCAGAAGGGACCGGCGUGCCUUCGAAUCCAGUUCAUGCCCAGCUUGUCUUGGACCAGUGGCCUACGCUUGAUGAUAUCAAAGAUGAUAUCUCCAAUGAUUACGGCCACUAUCAUUUCAGAAUAUAUCCCAUCAAGAACGAGCUCGACUAUCAGUUGCAAGGUGGCAACGGCGUUAAUAUCGCGGUGUUAGACGUGAAGUCGGCUUCCAUUCUCGCGGACUUGCAAGAAAUCAACGUGUAUUUUGACGGCACUGUUUCCUGCGGCACGAUGAACAAGCGGCCAAAGUUUACCAAAAAGACGCCGAACCGGCGAUUCUCACUCAUGGUGAAUAUCUGCGGGGCGCCGAGCUUGUCACGGGUUGUAUCGUCCAAGCUGCGAGCGAAGUCGAUAUGCCUGCAGCAUCCGCAUUCCCUCCUCAGUGGGCAGGACUAUGUAAAUCCCCAGUACUUUAAGCGUCCCGGAGUGGUUAUCGAUAUGAAACAGCACCAGCGGAAUGCUCUUCGAUUUGUUGUCCAAAGGGAAGAUGUCGAGUUUUCUAACAGACUACGGGAGCAAGUCAAAGACACUAUCGGGCUAUCAUCCACCUAUGGGAACCAAAAGGACAUCGGGACGCGCCUUUGGAGCUUAGGUCAGGUCUUGGAUGUGUGGCACCUGGAGAUCACCCGGAAUCUUUCCUCAAAACAGGGUCAAGCCACCCUCAAGCUGGAAGCCCGAAGCAGGUGGUGUCUCACGGGGACACCGAUCCAGAACAAGAUCGAGGAUCUCGGCGCCUUAGCCACCUUUUGCGGCUACCGCCCUUUGACAAAAGGGGAAUUUCGAAAGCGCAUUCUAGGGCCUCUCUACUUGGCCAGCAGCCAGGCCCCCGAAGAGUUGCGCACCUACCUCCGAGCCUUUUGCCUUCGCAGGCAUCAUGACAUCCUGGACCUUCCGCUGCCCGAGGAGGUGGAGCGGGAUAUCCUCGACCUCAGAAAUGACGCCGGAGGCUCGGGGAUCGGUUGCGAGAAGUAUGAUGGCCGGGUCAAAUUCUCGGACCGGCAGCGGCGGCUAGACAUGUUCUACGCGGACCCGCUAGUGCGAGUGCUCUUGCUCACUAUUCAGAGCGGAGCGGUUGGUCUUAAUAUCACUGCGGCCAACUACGUCCAUAUGAUGGAGCCUCAGUGGAACCCGGCCGUAGAAGACCAGGCGAUUGCGAGGGUUAUACGAAUGGGCCAAAAGCGAAAGGUCACGAUUGUCCGAUAUGUUGUCAAGGGGACUGUGGAAGAGGGACAGAAAAAGAAGCUUGCCAGGUCAACGAUGACUUUUGGUGAGGCUGGAGGCGGCGCAGAGGACGACUUGAACGGCAAGCUGGAGGCGAAGUGCGGCGGAAAUCCUCCCUCCUUGCGUUUCCCUUCUGCUGUCUGGCACAUCAUCAUGUUGUCCCUUCUCCUUGCCAUUCUCCUGGCGCCAGUCCGGCUGCCUUUGCGGAUUGCCCGCUACUGGCUCCGGCUUCUGUGGCGCCCGGUCCGCUACCCCUGGAUCCUCGUCCCCUGGCGCGUCCUGCUCGUGGCCAUCACGCUCAUCAGUCUGCCCGCCGCGCUCACGGGUAUGGUCGAGGGAUUCUUUUACGGCGCGUGGGCGACCAAGUUGUUCCACACGUCCCUCCAGACCUUUGUGGACAACGUAGAAAGCGCGCGGGGAAUGGACUGGUAUUCUGUCCCCGGCGCGCCGGGCAUUCACGAUAUGCCGGUCCCGCCCCACCACAUUGUGGAACUCCGGGACCCGACUAACUGGUGGGAGAGGGUCGGGCUCAAGCGCUUCGACCUCCCCGAGGACCCGGAGGAGCUCGGCCUGAUGCCGAUAGACCAGUUUGCCAACCUGGACGUGUUGUAUCGGCGGGUGCGGUGGAGCGCCAAGCCCAAGCAGCCGUGGCACCACUUCAUCUACGUCGUCGCGGGCAUCCCUGGCUUCUUGUUCAACGACUGGGACAUUGCCUUUGACCAACUGCUACAGUAUCACUACAAGAAUCCCGCGGUCGGCAACGCGACGUUUCAGCACAUUAGCUCUUGGAACUUCCUCUGCCAGAUUUGGAAAGUCCGCGGUCCGGCCCUGGUCCACUUGACCACCGAGGUCCCGGUCGACGCGGACGGCAACCCGGAUCUCGACGUCGCGGAGAGAAUGGAGGAGGAGUACAACAACCACCCGCACCUCCCCGCGGCGUCUUCCUCCUACUUCGAGCAGCUCCGCAGCGAGACCGAGAACCCGGGCCCGUGGCGCGAAGAGGCCGUGUACAACGUCUUUCAACAGGCCAUGCGGCGCGCCUACCAAAUCUCCGACGACAAGAAGCGCCAGUACCCCCGCACGUUUGGCAAGGCCAGCGCCGUCGACGAUUGGAUCUUUGACCGCAUCUCCGCGCUGGACCCGGCGGGCGAGGAGUCGCUCGUCAACUACUACCUCGGUUUCGUGCGGUUAAUGAGCUUUCUGUCGGUGCAUACCGCGUAUUCCAUGCUUAUGCAGACUGGCGAGCUCAUCGUGCAGGUUGGCGGGCUCGCGCGGGACGCGUUCCUAGGCUUCUUUGGCGUGCAGCAGCGUCAGGCGGGGAGCGCUACGACGACGAGGAGGAGGCGCCGCGAAUUCAAAUCGCAACCGCAUCCUUGCGGCUCUUUUCGCCCUGGCGACCCCGCGCUCGCGCAGAGCUGUGACGUCGCCGAAAUCAAACCCGACUAUGACGCACCUGUGGCGCAUGGUGGCUGGGAAUAUCGAAUUAUCGCCAACGACCUACGCAGACCAAGAGGCAUCGUCGUGGACAGCCAGGGAGCCUUGUUGGUGGUGGACUCUGGCGUCGGCAUCAAGAGGCUCGUUUUAGACGAUAAGGGUGGCACUUGCUUCAGUGUCAAGGAGCAGGAAACCCUCGUCGGAGCUUCAGACUUAAAUCAUGGCAUUGCCCUAGAUAACGAAAAGGGAAUACUCUACGCAUCCACCUCGGACAAGGUUUACUCUUGGUCCUACAAUGCCGAGAGCGGUACCGUGGAUGGGAACCGCCAAACUAUUGUAGAAGGCAUGGACAACUCUGGCCAUACCACCCGCACACUUCUCCUCUCGAGCAGGAGUCCCGGCACUCUUCUAGUCUCCCGCGGGAGCGAUGGCAACAUUGACGAGGAGGCCAAGAACAUUGAAUCCGGCCACUGCCAGAUCAAGGCUUUCAACGUUAGCGAGGUCGCUGAUGCUUACGAUUUCACGACGGACGGAAGCAUCCUUGGAUGGGGACUGAGGAACUCGGUCGGCAUCGCCGAAGACCCCGCCUCGGGCGGUAUCUGGAGUGUAGAGAACUCUGUUGACCAGCUGCGGAGAGAUGGUGAGGACAUCCACACGGACAACCCGGGCGAGGAGAUGAACUUUCAUGGCUCGCUCAACGGAUCCGACGAGGAGACGGGAGGCAAUUAUGGCUACCCCAGCUGCUUCGCCCUCUGGUCUACCGAAGAUUUCCCCAACCGCGGGGAUCUCACGACGGGGAAUCAGUUUGCGCCGUCGGAAAAUGACGGCGUGGACGAUGAGCAGUGCAACGCUGAUUUUGUUGCGCCGAGAAUCACGUUCCAGGCGCAUACGGCGCCGUUGGAUAUUGUUUUCGCCAGUGAUGGGUCCGAAGCCAUUGUCUCGUUCCAUGGUAGCUGGAACCGCAACGAACCUGUGGGAUACGCCGUGUCUACAAUUUCCUUUGAAAACGGCCAGCCCGUCGCCAAGUCGGAUAGCAUGGACGCCGCGCAAGAAAUCCUCUCCAACCCCAACCUGGGCAACUGUCCCGGCAGCUGUUUCCGCCCCGUUGGUCUCGCCUGGGGCAGCGACGAUAGGCUGUUCAUGACGUCUGACGCGACGGGCGAGGUGUUUGUCUUGCAAAAACCGGAGCUAGCGGCGGCUCUGGGUCCGGCUCAGAGAGCGGCGAUGACGAGAACGGCGCUGGCCGGUUCGAGAAACGAUCUUGGUUUGCGCUGA